Messenger RNA from Pistacia vera, 2538 nucleotides. Its product is annotated as ABC transporter F family member 4. Bases 76 to 2268 code for a protein of 730 amino acids. The record is from RefSeq and is a predicted model, not a curated record. Gene Ontology annotation, molecular function: ATP hydrolysis activity; ATP binding. The transcript has 2 exons. NCBI's taxonomy places the organism in Eukaryota, Viridiplantae, Streptophyta, Magnoliopsida, Sapindales, Anacardiaceae.
CCGACUCUGCUCUUGCUGUUUCAGCUGAAAUUUGGCAAUUUUAGGUCUCAGCUCAGAUUCAGCAGACUAUUCUCAAUGGGGAAGAAAAAAACGGAUGAGGCUGGUGCAACAACAAAAACCAAGUCGAGCAGUAAAGAACUUUCAAAAGAUGGGAAAAAACUCUCUGUUUCGGCCAUGCUUGCCAGCAUGGACCAAAAACCUGAUAAACCUAAGAAGGGAUCAUCCUCUUCAAAUGCUUCUGGUAAAUCCAAGUCAAAGGCCGCAUCGAAGCUCCCAUCUUAUACUGACGGUAUUGAUCUCCCUCCCUCAGAUGAGGAGGAUGAUAAUUAUGCCUCAGGGGAAGAGCAAGAAAAGAUUGAUGUCCAAAAACAACUCAAUAGACAACAGAGAAAUGAAACAAAGCAGCUAGAAAUCUCUGUAACUGACAAAGAAUUGAAGAAACGAGAAAAGAAGGACAUGCUUGCUGCAUAUGCUGUAGCGCAAGCUAAGCAGGACGCCCUCAAGGAUGAUCAUGAUGCUUUUACUGUUGUUAUUGGUAGCAGGGCUUCAGUUCUUGAUGGUCAAGAGGAUGCAGACGCAAAUGUCAAGGACAUAACAAUUGAUAAUUUCUCUGUGUCAGCCCGUGGGAAAGAACUUUUGAAGAACACAUCGGUGAAGAUAUCCCAUGGGAAAAGGUAUGGUUUGGUUGGACCAAAUGGAAUGGGCAAGUCUACACUAUUAAAGCUUCUUGCUUGGAGGAAAAUUCCAGUACCCAAAAAUAUUGAUGUGCUUUUGGUUGAACAAGAAGUAGUUGGCGACGACAGAAGUGCCCUUCAAGCAGUUGUUUCAGCUAAUGAGGAACUGGUCAAGCUCCGAGAAGAAGUUGCAUCUUUGCUGAAUUCAACUUCUGCCACUGGGGAUGAGGACAAUGAUGAUGGGGAUGAUGUAGGAGAGAAGCUUGCUGAACUGUAUGAUAACUUGCAGAUCUUGGGGUCAGAUGCUGCUGAAGCUCAGGCAUCAAAGAUUCUUGCUGGGUUGGGUUUCACCAAGGAAAUGCAAGGCCGUCCUACCCGAUCAUUUAGUGGUGGCUGGAGGAUGAGAAUAUCACUGGCUAGGGCGCUUUUUGUGCAGCCAACUCUAUUGUUGCUGGAUGAACCCACCAAUCACCUCGACCUUAGGGCUGUUCUCUGGUUGGAAGAGUACUUGUGUCGUUGGAAGAAAACUUUGGUGGUUGUUUCUCAUGAUCGAGAUUUUCUCAACACUGUCUGCACUGAGAUUAUUCAUCUCCAUGAUUUAAAGCUCCAUUUCUACCGUGGAAAUUUUGAUGAUUUUGAAAGUGGGUAUGAGCAGCGCCGCAAAGAAAUGAACAAGAAGUUUGAGAUAUAUGAGAAGCAAGUGAGAGCUGCUAAGAGGUCAGGAAACCGGGUUCAGCAGGAGAAGGUGAAAGAUCGAGCUAAAUCUGCUGCUGCUAAGGAAGCAUCAAAGAGCAAGGCAAAGGGAAAAGUUGAUGAGGAUGAGCCCCUGGCAGAGGCCCCAAAGAAAUGGCGGGAUUACAGUGUCGAAUUCCACUUCCCUGAACCUACUGAGCUGACACCACCACUUUUGCAGCUAAUAGAAGUCAGCUUCUCUUAUCCAACCCGUGAGGACUUCAGGCUCUCCAAUGUCGACGUGGGUAUUGAUAUGGGGACUCGUGUUGCUAUUGUGGGGCCAAAUGGUGCUGGAAAAUCUACACUGCUGAAUCUUCUUGCCGGUGAUUUGAAUCCAACUGAGGGUGAAGUACGAAGGAGCCAGAAGUUGAGGAUUGGCAGAUACUCACAACACUUUGUGGACCUACUGACCAUGGACGAAACACCAGUUCAGUAUCUUCUUCGACUCCAUCCUGAUCAAGAGGGACUUAGCAAGCAGGAGGCUGUUCGGGCUAAACUUGGGAAAUUUGGACUCCCUAGCCAUAAUCAUCUUACUCCAAUCGCAAAAUUAUCUGGAGGGCAAAAAGCGCGAGUUGUCUUCACUUCGAUUUCUAUGUCAAAGCCACACAUAUUAUUGUUGGAUGAGCCUACAAAUCAUUUGGACAUGCAGAGCAUUGAUGCCCUGGCCGAUGCUCUAGAUGAGUUCUCUGGUGGAGUUGUCCUGGUCAGUCACGAUUCAAGGCUCAUAUCACGUGUUUGUGAGGAUGAAGAGAAAAGUGAAAUUUGGGUUGUAGAAAACGGAACAGUGAUGUCAUUCCCAGGAACAUUUGAAGAGUAUAAAGAGGAGCUACAAAGAGAAAUUAAAGCAGAAGUUGAUGAUUGAGGAGACACUCGAGGUAAAAAGUGUCGAUGGUUUUAGUCUCAUUAUACAAUUUUGCAUGCAUUUUUCUUGUCUUUGUAUUGUAUUAAGUUAUAUUGAUUUACCAAAACAGAAAGCAUCUUUAAUCUAUAUAUGUGAGUGUAAUCAUCUAUUUAGCGGGAAUUGUUGGAUAUAAGAAUCCCAUUAAUUUUAAACUUUGCCAUGCCUGUACACAUUUACUGUUACAUUAAUAAAUUUUUUUGGCUCGGGUCAUCAUUCUAACGGAGAAGAUCU